Molecule: messenger RNA, 777 nt
Organism: Lichtheimia ornata
Lineage: Eukaryota; Fungi; Mucoromycota; Mucoromycetes; Mucorales; Lichtheimiaceae
Exons: 1
Coding region: 1-777 (258 amino acids)
Source: RefSeq, a predicted model, not a curated record
AUGCCAUCUUCCAUUGCUACAUCCACAUCCACAUCCCCAAAGUCCUUCAAGUGGACCACUCAACGCAUCAAGUCUGGUCGCGUUCAUAAGCGCACCACAUCAUCUGCUUCUUCCCGCAGUACCAAAAAGUCUGCCAGCCACAACGCCACUACCAGCAAGCGUAAUGGCGCCACUCGUGAAGAAUCCAUUCGCCAACUUGAAUCGGAGCUCAAUUACACUUACGAUACCUUGGCCACCAUCUACGUGAUGUUUGGCAGUUUGGAGCAUGCUUAUACCAGCUGCAAGCCUGAAAUGGACCAAUCACAAAACGCCACUCGCUUGUCUGACAAGGAAAAGGAACUUCUCACUCAAUUUGACGAUCUUGGUCUUCAGGUCACACAUUUGGAACGCCAACUUGUCAAGCUUGAAAAACGCCUUGCUGAACUUCGCUCAUCGGCUCCUUCACCUGUUGUCGCCAAUAACAACAUCAUUCAACAACAACAACAAGACACCGUCUCAUGCGCAACCACUUCCCCUGAUGUCCUUUUUGACGCUUCACCCAUUGUUUCACCCGCCACAUCACCCUAUCUUUCUUAUCCUCCAGCUGAAGCCGUUACUCCUUCAUCUUCAUACAGCACCGCUUUCUAUCCCGAAUCCGAUAUCUCUUUGUGCGGCAGCCAAUCAUUCCAAUAUCCCAUUCAACAACAAGCUUACUUCCCAUCGGAACCCUCAUCGAUGCUCUUUGAUACCUCCUCCAUGAUGUACGGCUACUGGCCUGCUACCGUCGCUCCUUUCUAA